Cladocopium goreaui is the source of this 697-nucleotide messenger RNA. The record is from the annotation of a GenBank genome assembly. Lineage: Eukaryota; Dinophyceae; Suessiales; Symbiodiniaceae.
AUGUCCGCGCCGCUGCUUGAUCCAAGCACCGAAGGGCGUUAGUCGUCAACUGGACCCGUUUGAGUACAGCGAGCAGUUGCCGGAUGUGGAGGACCUGGAUUCCUGGGAACAGCUCUUACCAUUGCAUGGCCUGCCACCACUGCCUCGCCGGGACCCCAAGUUCUGGCAAGAAUCCUUCACGGGGCUCACAAUCCUUGUGGCUAUGAUUGUCAGUUUGGUCUCCUCAGUGCACCUGAACAUCGGCUCCCCGCAACACUGGAAGUUCGCGCUGUGGUGUUCUUCAGCUGAUCUGGUCAUUCAAUUCCUGGCUCUGCUCGCAUCAAGUUGUAUAGCCAUCAUCCUCUUUGGAAGAUGUGGUGAAGUAAAGCGCUCGAAGAGUACCUGUUACCCCAUCCCGGCACAGGUAGCGCUGCGCCUGUUGGGCACUGGAGCUUGCGAAGCUGCGACGCAUGCGCGCAACGUGCAGCACCCCGUGGGCUAUGCAAAGCUCGGGAGUUUCUGCGUGCGAUGCUUGCUCUGGCGGGACUUGGAAGGUCAUCACUGCUCCAUUUGUCAACGCUGCGUGGUGCACUUUGAUCACCACUGUGGCGUCUUGGGACGUUGCAUCGUCCGCCAAACCAUGAAGUGUUUAUAUCUGCUUCUGAUCUCCGCCUUGCUCGGGAUCUUCGCGGUGUGUCUCACCAACUCCUGGUGUUGA